GUCAUGUGACAUUGACAAUGACAAGUGACAUGUACUCGUAUCGUAUGUGAUUUCUAAUUUGUAAAUAAAGAAUUUAUAUAAAAAAAUUGAAUAAAAUAGGCAUAAACAAUUUAAAAGGUCAAAAAUAUCAUGUCGAUUGUCUUGACGAAGGCAGCGCUUGCCUUGCAAAAUGCGGAGAAAAAUUUUCAGGUCGUAAAAUUCGAGGCCCACAAGCCGAAGAAGAAACAUGUGGAAGAAGAGAGUACAGUUGAAUCAAAACAAACCCUAUCAUCCAAGAGCGACUUGGAUUUGAAAAAGAUACGUCACGAAAUCGUUAAAUUUGGAAUGUCGGGUUUUGAUACAACAAAAAAAGAGCAAGCCAAAAUAGCUCUGCUUGUGAGUCUAGGUGCUAAACCACCAAAGCGACAGUAUGAAAAUUACAAAGAGCUCAUGAAGAGAAGGAAACAGGAGAAACAGAACAAGGAAGAUGAGAAGAAAUUGAUGUUAUCCAAAAGUAUGCUGACUACAGGUAGCAAGAAAAAAAAGAAAAGUGCAAACAAUGAUGUAGGACAUCUCUUGAGUAGCUAUGGAAAGAUUCAGAAGAAAGAUCUAAAAAAAGAUGAAAGUAAAGGUAAAGGAAAGAAGAAGAAAAAACCAAAAUUAAUAUGAGUUAACAUUAAAAUUAAACAGUUAAUACAA
Molecule: messenger RNA, 678 nt
Organism: Bicyclus anynana (squinting bush brown)
Lineage: Eukaryota; Metazoa; Arthropoda; Insecta; Lepidoptera; Nymphalidae
Exons: 3
Coding region: 130-648 (172 amino acids)
Source: RefSeq, a predicted model, not a curated record